Messenger RNA from Lepus europaeus (European hare), 2106 nucleotides. It is a transcript of the gene ST3GAL6, whose product is annotated as ST3 beta-galactoside alpha-2,3-sialyltransferase 6. Gene Ontology annotation, biological process: glycolipid biosynthetic process. The transcript is spliced from 12 exons. Bases 589 to 1584 code for a protein of 331 amino acids. The record is from RefSeq and is a predicted model, not a curated record. Gene Ontology annotation, molecular function: beta-galactoside alpha-2,3-sialyltransferase activity. Lineage: Eukaryota; Metazoa; Chordata; Mammalia; Lagomorpha; Leporidae.
UCGGCAGAAGGCGCGGGGCUGGUGGGCGCCUCGGACUCCGCACGGCGCCGUGCCCUCCUCCUCCAAUCCGCGGCCAAGUCCCCAGGGGGAAGGACUCACGCCCACGCCACCUCCCUCCUGUUUCUGCGGGCCGCGGGCUUCGGCGGCUCGAUGCGGCAGGCGCCGCGGAGGCAGCAGUCGGCUGGAGCGAGCGGCGCGGGCAGGCGGAGAGCAGCGGGCCGGGCCAGGAGCCCAGCGCGCCUGGGCGGUCAUCGCGCCUGGGCCUCGGCGGCCCUUGCAAGUGAAGAAGCAGUGCAGUUCCUGGUCUUGGAUAAUUUCUAGAAGAGAAGCCCCAGCCAUUUAGCAGACAGCAUCCUGGUCCGUCCUUACCGUAUUCUUCACCUUCAGGAGCCAGGGCCUUUGGGAAAGAGAUUCCUCCAAGUGCAGAAAGGAUUGUAUCCAUGUUUUUGCCUGUCUACAAAUGUGCAAAGAAUGAUACUGUUAAUUCAAUACAGAAACAAGCAAGUACUUGGCUUACUACACCAUGCUGAGGUUGAAAAAUUAAAUCAGUGCAUCUAGAAGUAUGUAAAAAUUGAUGGUGGGCCAGCCAUGAGAGGGUACCUCGUGGCCAUAUUUCUGAGUGCUGUCUUCCUCUAUUAUGUGCUGCAUUGUAUAUUAUGGGGAACAAAUGCCAACUGGGUUCCACCUGUGGAGAUGAAGCGGAGAAAUAAGAUCCAGCCUUGUUUAUCAAAGCCAGCUUUUGCCUCCCUCCUGAGGUUUCGUCAGUUUCACCCUUUUCUGUGUGCAGCUGAUUUUAAAAAGAUUGCUUCCUUGUAUGGUAGUGAUAAAUUUGAUUUGCCCUAUGGGAUAAGAACAACAGCGGAAUAUUUUCGACUUGCUCUUUCAAAACUGCAGAGUUGUGAUCUCUUUGAUGAGUUUGACAACGUGCCAUGUAAAAAGUGUGUGGUGGUUGGAAAUGGAGGAGUUUUGAAGAAUAAGACAUUAGGAGAAAAAAUCGACUCCUAUGAUGUAAUAAUAAGAAUGAAUAAUGGUCCUGUUUUAGGACAUGAAGAGGAAGUUGGGAGAAGAACAACUUUCCGACUUUUUUAUCCAGAAUCUGUUUUUUCAGAUCCCAAUCACAAUGAUCCUAAUACUACAGCAAUUCUCACUGUUUUUAAGCCACUUGACUUAAAGUGGCUUUUGGAAUUGGUGACGGGUGGCAAAAUAGACACUAAUGGUUUUUGGAAGGAGCCAGCCUUAAACUUGAUUUAUAAACCUUACCAAAUCAGAGUAUUAGAUCCUUUCAUUAUCAGAACAGCAGCAUAUGAACUGCUUCAUUUUCCAAAAGUGUUUCCCAAAAAUCAGAAACCCAAACACCCAACGACGGGAAUCAUUGCCAUCACACUGGCAUUCCACAUAUGUCAUGAAGUUCACCUAGCUGGUUUUAAAUACAACUUUUCUGACCUCAAGAGUCCUUUGCACUACUAUGGGAAUGCCACCAUGUCUUUGAUGAAUAAGAAUGCGUAUCACAAUGUGACUGCAGAGCAGCUGUUUCUGAAGGACAUUAUAGAGAAGAACUUUGUAAUCAACUUGACUCAAGAUUGACACUAUAGACUCGGAAGAUGAUGCCAACAGUAUUAGUUUUAUUUUUAUACUGCAAUUUUUAGUUUAUUUUUAAAUGUUGGAUGCACUUAUCAAAUAAUUAUGUAUAUUAAGUCUGCUGCCUGGUGAUUCAUAACCACCGGCUUAAUUUCUGUGAAUAUAUUUAUGAAAACCAAGAAAUAUAUAGUUAUCAGGGAAAUAAGUUUUGACAAUGUUGUGUUUUUAAAAUAAGCUAGGUUUCUUAGGUGUUUUUAAACAUCUUUUUUUAUAAGUAAAACAUCAUAGACUUUUGGAGGGAUGUGACUUCCUAAUAAGAGGACUUUCUAGGCCACAACAAUUUUGAUUGACACUGUCAGACAUACAUUUGGCUACUAUAAACCUGGCUGGGGAAAUGGCAUGUGACUGUGCCUUGAUGUGGCAAAAGAGAAGCACUACUUGGGAAAUUUCAGUUCAUACUGGUUAAAUUAAACCCGUUUCCCCUGACAAUUAAACCAUGAUUGUGACGAGCAAAUCUGGUAGAAUGAG